UAGAAUAAAAGGAAAUAUCAUGUAAACCAGCGUAGGUUAGAAGGACAGAGCAUUUCGUGCGCUUCAUCUUCCUCGAGUGCCGGGCAUGGAAGCAGACAAGGGUAAGGUAUGUGUUACUGGAGGUACUGGAUUCGUAGCUUCAUGGUUGAUCAUGAGGCUUCUUCAGCAUGGAUACUCAGUCCACGCAACUAUCAGACCUGACCCAGAACACAAGAGGGACGUCAGCUUCUUGACAAGCCUACCAGGAGCGUCUGAGAAGCUACAAAUCUUCCAAGCUGAUCUUAGCGUCCCAGAAAGUUUUGAAGCUGCGAUUAAAGGGUGUAUAGGUGUGUUUCUUGUAGCUACUCCUGUUGAUUUUGAAAACAGAGAACCUGAGGAAGUGAUUGUAAAAAGGGCAGUUGAGGGAACGUUAGGGAUCUUAAGAGCAUGCUUGAACUCAAAGACAGUGAAGCGAGUUGUGUAUACUUCCAGUGCAUCAACAGUUGAGUUUAGCGACAAGGUUGUGGACACAAUGGAUGAGAGCUUUUGGAGUGAUGUGGAUUACUUGAAGUCCAUUAGCUACUUUAAUUUUGGUCCUUACAUAAUUUCCAAGACAUUGACGGAGAAGAAAGCUCUUGAAUUUGCAGAAGAGCAUGGAUUGGACCUUGUGACAGUAAUUCCUUCUUUCAUUGUUGGUCCCUUCAUUUGUCCUAAGUUCCCUGGCUCAGUGCACACAUCAAUGGCUAUGAUACUGGGUGAGAGGGAGCAAUAUGUUUUUCUUCUCAAUUUAUCAAUGGUGCACACUGAUGAUGUAGCUAGAGUACACAUAUUUCUAUUUGAAAAUCCUGAAGUAAAAGGCAGGUAUAUUUGUUCUUCACACACCAUGACCAUUGAGGACUUGUCUAAAUUUCUUUCUGCCAAGUAUCCGGAGUUCCCAAUACCAACACUGGAAUCUCUGAAGGACAUUGAAGGCUAUAAAACCCCAGGAGUGUCUUCAAAGAAACUGUUGGAUUCUGGUUUUGAAUUCAAGUAUGGGCUAGAUGAAAUGUUUGAUGGUGCUAUCCAAUGCUGCAAAGAGAAGGGCUAUCUAUAAUCUACCAUACGAAUACCGUAGCCCUUUUAUCUUUGCUCUGUUUAGUUUAACUUGUUUUCUUAUGAAUGCUUAUAUAUCACAGUAAUGGUUGGUAGUGAAUCUAAGCAAGAGCUUGCACCUUGGAAUCACAUGCACAUCUAGGGAUGCAAACUGCAGAGUUCCAUCAACCCAAGAAACCUGUGUCUGUGAUGUUAUAAAUGGAAGUAUGAAAACAUAGUCUGAGUUGUA
Messenger RNA from Manihot esculenta (cassava), 1300 nucleotides. Its product is annotated as vestitone reductase. Gene Ontology annotation, molecular function: oxidoreductase activity, acting on the CH-OH group of donors, NAD or NADP as acceptor. The record is from RefSeq and is a predicted model, not a curated record. NCBI's taxonomy places the organism in Eukaryota, Viridiplantae, Streptophyta, Magnoliopsida, Malpighiales, Euphorbiaceae. Bases 86 to 1072 code for a protein of 328 amino acids. The transcript is spliced from 4 exons.